Messenger RNA from Durusdinium trenchii, 1405 nucleotides. The record is from the annotation of a GenBank genome assembly. Lineage: Eukaryota; Dinophyceae; Suessiales; Symbiodiniaceae.
AGGCCAGUCAUGCCCACAGACAGCUUGGGCGCCAUGUUCCCGAAGGCGCCAUUUGGUGCCCUGUGUGCACUGGCCCUGGUGAUUCUCUUCCACCUCCAGGGCACCCUCUUCUGCGCGGGACGCGGACCCCGCGACCGCAUAAUCCGCCGGGCAGAGGGGCUGGAGCUUCGGCCGGGACGUACCCGCUAUGUGCCAGGAAGGCGCUUGAAGGGCUGGCGGCCACGGGGGAAGCCAUACGACCCGGCGGCAGGAGCAAAGAGUCGAAGGAACAUCGGGCAGCUCUUGGUGUUGCUGGGCGCAUUGGGGAUCAUUAGCCGUGAGAGGCCUUCCAUUGAUGCACUUCCGGACAUGGAGGUGGACUCUUCAUUGCUGCUCCAAAGCAGCUCAAAGAGCCUGAGUCAAGACAUUCCCACAAGUCCGGAGUGGGCGUUUUCAACUCCAGUGAUCCAACCUGGCAGCAUUUUGAUGUCCAGACCUGGAGAUUCCUUUGCCGGGCACCAGCAGUACUUCCACAAGUCAGUGGUUUUGAUGGUCAAGGAUGAUCCGGGCGGUGACAUGGGCAUCAUUAUUAAUCGUCCCACUGGCUUCAACACUCACCAGUUGGGUCUUAAAGGGCCAUCCUGGAACAUUUGGUUUGGUGGCGAUUGCGAAGGCAUCCGCGACGCACACGUCCGUGGGAUUCGUACCUUUUGCCUGCAUGUGAGGGAUGACUUCGGUGACCUCUCACGAGAAGUCACUCGUGGGGUCUAUUUAAUGAGCUUUGACCAGGCGCAGGAGCUCGUGAAUCAGGGGCGAGCGCACACCUCCGAUUUCAUGUUGUUCUUGGGCUACUGCGGCUGGAUUCACAACCAGCUGCAGGGAGAACUCAAUGUGGGGGUUUGGAAGAUGGCUUCCGUCGACUCACGGAAACUGAUCCGGGAGCUGCGGGAGGAAACCAUGGAACUGCGGCGUUUGCCACAGCUGGGCUUGGACGACGGCAUCGGGGUUUGGCGGCAUUUGUAUGCGGUCGUGGACGAAUCUGACCCCUACAACGAUCCCUUCGACACCAACAUGCUGGACACGAACAGCGUGGAGGGCGAUGCCUUGGGUGACGCCAUGCUUCGCCAGUGGGUGAUCCAGAACCUCACGCCCUGACGCGGAAACCUGAGUGGUAGCAGAAAUCUGCGCCAGGUUGAGGAUUUCUGGAGCAAUUGAGCUGGCACAAGCCCGCGUGCAGCCUUUUCCCUGUCCAGAAGUGGAGGUGCUCAUGCCCAAAAGUGGCAGUCCAGUGAUUCGCAUUGGCUCAAACUAGUAGCUUGUGAAGGGCUAUUAGUCGGUUUAUGUGUCCCUGCCAUCUUAGCGACAGGUUGUACAAAGUGCUUGGUGCAUGUGAGGAGCAUGCAUAAGUGAGUAUCGAGCAUGUGUC